AUGAGCCAUCAGAUCGAUCUGAAGACGAGCGCCUGCACCAUGGCCGCCGCCGGCGGCGACGACGACUGGGUGUACAUCGACGGUGACCAAGAGACGAAGGCUCCGGCUGUCGUAUGUGCCUCCGAUAGCCUCGACGAGUCGGAGCAUUGCGCAUUCGACUUGAAGCUACUUGCCGAUCUCGACUACCUCGCAAGGAAAAAGGAUUCCCGGAUCAGGAUGGAUGGGGCGACGGAGGUGGUGGCUGCCGCGGACGCUGCCGGUGAUGGCGCAGCGGAUGAGGCCGACGCCGCGGAAGAUGAAGACGACUGCCCUGGCUACUCCAACGGAGGCCGCCUCGAGAAAGACUACGAGUCGGACCAAGACCUCGGUCAAGUCGAGGACGAGUCCGAGCGGCAUGAGGAUGGGACGUCCGACCUGAGGCUGAGGGGACUGCUCGACAACCUCAAGACCAUCGAGAGUAAACUGCUCGACUGCCAGAGGGAACUGCUCGACUGCCAAAAGUCCAUCCAAGACCACCGCAAAGCUACACGCGACGAGUCCGCCCCCGCGCCGGCACCGGCGCCGUCAGCGCACGGCUACAACGCUCGCCCCGCAGCCUACAUAGCAGGACUCUCUGCCUCGUCGUACACCUCUUACGACGGCUACCGCAGCGGAGGUUACGGCACCAGCUCUGGCUAUGAUGCCAACGGCUACGGCGGCGGAGGUUAUGACGGCGGCCUCUCAGACUAUGACUACGGCGGCGGACGUGGAGGUUACUACCGCGGCAUCUCGGGCUAUGACUACGGCGGCCUAGGUUACUACUACUACCUCUUAGGCUAUGACUACGGCAUGGGCGGCAGAGGAGGUUACGGCAUCGGCUUUGGCCAUCGCUACGGUGGCGGCGGAGGCUACGGCGGCAUCUUGGACUAUGGAUAUCGCUAUGGCCGCAACGUAGGUCAUUACUUUGACUUUGACUACGGUGGCCUUGGAGAUAAUUACAGCGGCAGCUCUGGCAAUAGCUACGGUUACCGCCCUGAAGACUAUGGCGGCUGGAUGUUGUCCUUGGUCGUCACCGAUGCCCGAGGCGCCGGCGGCGGAGCCUGA
This is a messenger RNA of Aegilops tauschii subsp. strangulata, 1083 nucleotides long. The record is from RefSeq and is a predicted model, not a curated record. Lineage: Eukaryota; Viridiplantae; Streptophyta; Magnoliopsida; Poales; Poaceae.